AUAGGUUAGGUUUGUUUUUGUUUUAUUUGACAUCUUUGACAUGAAACAUGAUAUUAAGAAAUCAUUCAGUACAAUGGAUUUUCAUUACUAUAGUUUUCUUUACAUUACUUCAUUUAAAAUUGAAAGUAAUAAAUUUAGAAGAAAAUAAUAAAUUAUUAAAUGAAGCUGUAAUGCAAAUUAAUUCUGAAAAUAAGAAAGAAGUAAUUUCUUAUACACAAAUGUAUAGUAAGCUAUCUCAAAUAGAUGACACAAUUGUAAUAUAUAAUAGAGUACCAAAAACAGGUUCAACGAGUUUUGUUGGUGUAGUUUAUGACUUGUGUAAAAGCAACAAAUUUCAUACAUUACAUUUAAAUGUUACUAAUAACAUGCAUACUUUGACACUUGCUAAUCAGAUUAAAUUUAUACAUAACAUAACAGAAUGGAAUGUUUUAAAGCCUUCGUUUUAUCAUGGACAUAUAGCCUUCUUAAACUUUGAAAAAUUUGGCGCACAACACGUUCCAAUUUAUGUAAAUUUAUUAAGAAAACCUUUAGAUAGAUUUAUUUCCUAUUAUUAUUUCUUAAGAUAUGGUGACAAUUUUAGACCUCAUCUUAUAAGAAAAAAACAUGGCGAUAGAAAGAGUUUCGACGAAUGCGUGCUACUUCAACAAGCAGACUGUGAUCCUAAUAAUAUGUGGAUCCAAAUUCCUUUCUUGUGCGGACAUGAUCCAGCUUGUUGGGAGGUUGGUAAUAAAUGGGCUUUGGAUGAAGCGAAACGUAAUCUACAAAGACAUUAUUUAUUAGUUGGAGUGACGGAAGAAUUAGAGGAUUUCAUACAAAUACUUGAAUUUAUAUUGCCACGUUUUUUUAAAGGAGGACACGAUAUAUUUUUACACAAUAAUAAAUCACAUUUGAGACAAACUACACAAAAAAUUGAGCCACAACCAGAAACUGUAGAGAAAAUAAAAAAAUCUAUAGUAUGGAAAAUGGAAAAUGAUUUAUAUAAUUUUGCUCUGGCUUACUUCCAUAAUAUUAAAAAGAGACUCCUUAAUGCUUCCAUCCAAGAUGCAAACCAACAAUUUAUGUAUGAAAAAAUUCGACCGAAAUAAAUUACAUUUAAGUUAUUUU
This is a messenger RNA of Leptopilina heterotoma, 1104 nucleotides long. Its product is annotated as heparin sulfate O-sulfotransferase-like. NCBI's taxonomy places the organism in Eukaryota, Metazoa, Arthropoda, Insecta, Hymenoptera, Figitidae. The record is from RefSeq and is a predicted model, not a curated record. Gene Ontology annotation, cellular component: membrane. The coding region runs from base 48 to 1085 and encodes 345 amino acids. The transcript has 7 exons. Gene Ontology annotation, molecular function: heparan sulfate 2-sulfotransferase activity.